This is a messenger RNA of Linum trigynum, 1543 nucleotides long. The record is from the annotation of a GenBank genome assembly. Lineage: Eukaryota; Viridiplantae; Streptophyta; Magnoliopsida; Malpighiales; Linaceae.
CAUCACUAUUAGCAUUGUUUGUUAUUAAGCAAAGUAAGAGAGAUAUGAGGAUCAAUAUUUUAAGCAAAUAAAAUCAUGUCACAGUCAUUACUCAUUACAUUACUUGUGUUAGCUGGAUUGGAUCACUAUACAGAACAGAACAGAACAGAAGAGAGAGACGCGCGACGGACCAUUUCCCAAGGAGAGAAUCAUCACCCAAAAAAGAAGAAGAAAUGAGCAGUCUUAGUGCAACCCCAAGCAUCUCAAUGAAAGCAAGGCUGCUGUUCAGCCUCCAUUCCUUGGGCUUCGACCUUGCUCGGUUCCUCCGCCGCCGCGAAUCCGGCAUUAACCGCACCAUCAUGAAGCUCUUCGACCUUAAGUCCCCUCCUUGUUCAUCCCAAAUUAAUGGAGCUGCCUCUUCCUUGGACGUCAUGGUGGAUCCCUCUCGAAACCUCUGGCUUCGCCUCUACAGGCCUUGGACGUCUGCUGCCACCCCGCUGCCGGUGAUCAUAUACUUCCACGGCGGCGGGUUUUGCACGAUGGGCGCCGACUCAAGAUUCUACGACAUCUUCUGCCGCUCGCUCGCCUCUGAAACCCCUGCCGUCGUCGUCUCCGUCAACUACCGGCUCGCCCCCGAGCACCGCUGUCCCAGCCAGUACGAGGACGGGUUCGACGCCGUCAAGUUCCUCGACGCCGUCAUCAACUUGGACGGCGUGGACCUGGGCCGAUGUUUCUUGGCCGGGGAUAGCGCGGGAGGGAACCUAGCCCACCACGUGGCGGUCCGAGCUGCCGAAUCGGAGGCGGCGCUGAAGCGCGUGAAGAUCACGGGCUUGAUCUCGAUCCAGCCGUUUUUCGGCGGAGAGGAGAGGACGGAGUCGGAGAUGAGGAUGGUGGGAGUCCCCGUCAUCAACAUGGAAGCGACGGACUGGGCCUGGAGGUCGUUUCUGCCGGAGGGGUCGGACCGGAACCACCCGGCGGCCAAUGUGUUGCGGUUGGAUGUGUCCAAGGUCGUGGGUUUCCCGGCGGCGACGAUGGUGGUGGUCGGAGGGUUCGAUCCGCUGCAGGAUCGGCAGAGGAGCUACCACGAGUGGCUGGUGGAAUCGGGGAAGGAGGGAGUUGAGCUGUUGGAGUAUCCGAAUGCUGUUCAUGCGUUUUAUUUGAUGCCUGACUUGCCUGAGACACCCAUGUUGCUCGCAGAUAUCAGGGAUUUCAUCCAACGCCACGCUGCCCGCCCAUUCAAUUGAUCCACUUUUAAUUAAUUAAUUAAUUUGCUUCAUAUCAUGCUUAAUUACAGAAGCCCUGCCUCUUGGAGAGGAGGGGCGGGUGAGGGUUUGGAGAAAAAAUUCCCGACCGAUUAAGGGUGACCAUUUAGUUGCAAUAACAAUUUCUUUCCAUCUUUAUGGUAUAGUAAUAAAUUGUUGUUUUUUUUUUUAAAUUCAGUUCAUUUCUUUUGUAGCUCUACAACAGAGAAAUUUCUUGUCUUUUGUUUAAACAAAGCUGAAAGUGAAGAAGUACCCAUUGAAGUUCACUUGUUUGUUUCACAAAAUCAAUUCCAAGAUACUUC